Molecule: messenger RNA, 4551 nt
Organism: Carassius gibelio (silver crucian carp)
Lineage: Eukaryota; Metazoa; Chordata; Actinopteri; Cypriniformes; Cyprinidae
Product: TOM1-like protein 2
Exons: 15
Coding region: 101-1675 (524 amino acids)
Biological process (GO): signal transduction
Cellular component (GO): membrane; endosome
Molecular function (GO): clathrin binding; ubiquitin binding; phosphatidylinositol binding
Source: RefSeq, a predicted model, not a curated record
CUUUGCUGCCCUGAAUUACGCGACCAAUGGGAGUCACCCAUGGGCGGGGCUUGAGUGUUUACCGUCUCGUUGACUGUUUAUCGUUUGGUAUGUUGACAAGAUGGAGUUCUUGCUGGGAAACCCAUACAGUACUCCAGUGGGACAGUGCAUUGAAAGGGCCACAGAUGGCUCACUACAAAGUGAAGACUGGGCCUUGAAUAUGGAAAUAUGUGACCUAAUCAAUGAAACCGAAGAUGGGCCUAAGGAUGCUAUAAAAGCUGUGAAGAAGAGGCUUAAUGGUAAUAAAAACUACAGAGAGGUCAUGCUUACGCUGACGGUUCUUGAGACAUGUGUAAAGAACUGCGGGUACCGGUUCCAUGCACUCGUCACCACCCGGGACUUCAUUGAUGGCGUUUUGGUGAAAAUCAUAUCUCCUAAAAACAACCCACCUGCCAUAGUGCAGGACAAAGUGCUAGCUUUGGUACAGGCAUGGGCAGAUGCCUUCAGGAGUAGUCCAGAUUUGACUGGAGUAGUCCACGUCUAUGAAGAAAUGAAGAGGAAGGGUAUAGAGUUUCCUCAAUCUGACUUGGAGACCCUGUCCCCCAUUCACACACCACACCAGCUGCAAAGUGCACCAGAGAUGGACCAGCAGAAAUAUAACGCCCCAGUCCAGCCCAAGCCACAGCUUCACCCUGCCUCCGCUCCUCCGUUUACUGCCCCUGUGACUCACACUUCCCCACAGAUGCCCAAUCUGCACAUAUCUGGACCCAUCAACCCUUCCCCUGAACAGAUCUGCAAGCUGCGCAGUGAGCUGGACAUUGUGCGUGGGAACACUAAGGUCAUGUCAGAGAUGUUGACUGAGAUGGUUCCUGGUCAAGAGGAUCCAUCCGAUCAUGAGCUUCUGCAGGAGUUAAACAGAACAUGCAGGGCCAUGCAGCAGAGGAUCGUUGAGCUCAUCUCACGCGUGUCCAAUGAGGAAGUCACAGAGGAGCUCCUGCACGUCAACGACGACCUCAACAACAUCUUCCUUCGAUAUGAGAGAUACGAGAGAUUCCGAUCUGGCCGAACUGCUCAAGGCGUAAACAAUGGGGUCCUGAACGAGGCGACAGAAGAUAACCUGAUUGAUCUGGGACCAGGGUCUCCUGCGGUGGUCAGCCCCAGGAUCAGUGCUACUCCUCCAUCCAACUUUUCUCCCUCUCUGGCUCCAGUUCGCUCCGCCUCUCCAGCCACACUCUCUUCCAGACUGGCUGGUUUGGAUGUUGGUUCUGACAGUGUGAGUGGCACACUGAGCUCUCUGACUACCGGUCAAACCCAAGAUGACUUUGAAAUGUUUGCUCAGACCAGGAGUGGCGCCAUUCCUGAGAGAAAGAAUACACCAUUCGAAGACACAAAGGCUUCAAGUGGAGUGGCCCCGACUUUGGAUGUCAGACAACAACCAACUGGGGCAGCUCUUGACCAGUCCUCUGUCAUGGAUGACAUUGAGGAGUGGCUCUGUACUGAUGUGAAAGGAGAUGAAGGAGAGGAGGGUGUGACCAGUGAAGAGUUUGACAAGUUUCUAGAGGAGAGAGCCAAAGCAGCAGAGGUGGUUCCCCCACUGCCGACACCUCUGAGUGACGAGCUUUCUGCUGGCCCCGGCGCUUCUGCCAGUGCGAGUAAAAAGGCUGGCAGGUCCGAAGACUCCCUCUUUGCCUUGUAGAUAAGUGUCAGAUCCUCUGGGGCAGCCCAGCACUGCUCAUGUGGCAGUGGUGUGUCAGCCGCUUUGCAGAUCCAUCAGCGUCUCUCCUCUCUCUCCUGCUUCCUGCUUCUCCAGCACAAUCAACACUAUCACAGCCGAAGUGAUCAGAACUGUUUCAUGAUCUAGAUAUUUUCAUACUCUAUCAAGUUUUCAUUCCAUUGAAAAUGCUGUAGAAGAUCCACUCAUAACUCUCUUAAAGCAUACCGUUUCUUGUAGGAUCGAGAGGUCAAUGACUAUUUUUUUAAUUGAUGUUUGUGUUAUAAAGCAAAGAAAAUUAUUGUAAAGUCUACUACCACAUCUAAUCAUGUCUAAUUUUGUGUUCACCGUGGUCCUGCAUGCAACCCGCUGAAUAAUCCUAUUUCUCUUUCCUCAAGAACAAUCUGUAAAGGGAGCUAAUAAUUGUUUUGUUUUUUUACUUGAAGAUUUGCUUUAAAGGGAUGUUGUACGUAGGAUUAUUUAUUAUAAAAUCUCUACAAUAAGAUAAGAUACACCAUAACAAAAAGCAAAUGUAAGGCUUUUGUGUCAUAUUAUCAGAAAUGAGUACCAGUGACUAAAUGACAGAACUAUUAGAGAGAGAGAAAGAAGUUUUCAGUGAUUUAUUUGAUUGAAAACACAUUUUGCUAAUUGAAUAUUGAACUGACUUAGGCUAAAUGACAGAAGUGACAUCUCUUGUCUGCAGAGCUCACAUCAGAGGAAAAAGAUAUUAUAAAUAUUUCCUUGCAUACUUUUAAAUGUUAUUAUUUUACUAGGCAAAACCAUCACCUAUUAGAAAGGAUUUAUAGGAACAAAAGUUUGUAUUUCAAUUGAAUUUGCACUGAAAGAAUGCUUCGCCUUUCGGCUGUUAAAAGAGCUUUUGUUCAAAUACAAAAUUUCAGCUGUCGUUCAUUUCACUUCUGUCUACUACGAGGCCGAAAACAAAUGGAGUUUCCAGAGAACUGAUGGUGACUGCGAGGCAGUUUAAAUUAGAUUUUACAUUGCACAACUGCAGCUGAAGUGGUGUCGAGCUUAAUGCUAUUAUUGGGAAUGAAAUGGAUCUGCCUUAAAUAACAGUUUGUUGGUAGUUUUAGGUGUAGUCCACUAAUGGUCAUUUAACCUUUGGUACUCUCAUGUUUGCACAUCCCAGAUUUGAUUUAGUGAGGUGAAUGUGCUGGUGUUAUAUCUUUAGUUCGAGUGGUGUGUCUCGCUGUUGUGUAUAUACUGUUUUGACGGACCAAAUGUUUAGCCUCAGCAAAUAAUUUAAGCAUAGAGUCAACUAACUUAAGACAUAUAUUGCUUUUGACGUCCAGAGGAGUUUUAGUUGUGUUUGUAUUUGAGAUUUCAUUUAUCAUACAGGUGAGCACAAAUCAAAGGGACAGUGCACUUUUGCAUGGCUAAUAAUUUUAUAUGAUUUGUCACACUACACAAAAUAUGUGUCACAGAUGAAAACAAUCCCAGAUCUGUUGAGGAACUAAGCUUUGGGCCUCUUGCACUCCGAAUUUCAGGUUGAAAACGGUUGGAUUUCGAGGAUCGCCGCCUUUGGCAGAAUUAUUGGGAGUUCAUUAUGCUGUGUCUGUGUACUUUACAGUUGCUGUGUCUGUGUACUUUACAGUUACCACAGAACUGUGGUGGAGCUUUUGAAACUAUUUAAGGGAAAGCGUUUAGGGAGCUACGAAAAGCCCAAGUCCUUUAUCAGGUGACAAUGAUAUGUUGUCUGUUAGAUAGUUAUUCUGAGAAGAGCUGAGAAGAAAUACAAGGAUCGAUGUAGCAGGGAAUGCAGCUUGAUUAUGAACAAGCAUUAAUACUAAAAUAUUAUGACAACUGUCUAUUUCUGUUGAUAAUAGGAGAUUUGAGGGACAUGAUUGGGGAUCACAACUGACUAGUUUCUUUCAUGAGAUCUGCAUCUCCUCCUAUAUUACUUGUAUGUACACUACACUCAAUGAAAAAAAAAAACAGAUUUUACCUCUCAUGGAUGUUAACCAUCCCAUUUAAAUGCUGUUGUUGUUGUUUUUGGCACUGUUGCUGCUGAAAUAAUCUUGGAUAGAAAUACGUUAUUUAACUGAAGUAGAGUUAUUUAUCAGUUUAUCAGCAUCUACUUUCAAUUUCUCAGCAAUUGUGCAAUUUCAUCACUUAAUGCUGCACUACGGUUUGAUUUCAUUUGAAAUGGUUUUAGCUGUAAAUGAGUCUCAUUAAUGUACAGUUUGAGAAAGCAGAACGCAUUUAUUUAGUCUUUUUUUUUUCUUUUUUUUUUUAAGUCAGUAUUGGUUACUUGCUGUAUAUUAGAAUGAAGGGACUGUAAAGAUCGAAAUCAUAAGUUUGAAGUUUCCACUUUUUUCAUUGCAGUUGAAGUGGAAAUGUUUUACUGACUUUUUGCAAUCAGACAAGAAUUAUCCCCAGCAUAUGGUCAGGUUAUGCCAAUGUCUUUUGUACCAUUGAGAGCUUUUUAGGAAUGGCACUUUUCUUCUCUUUGAUAUGUGUUUGGAGUGUGUGUGUGUGUGUCUAUGUAUAUGUGUGAACAACAGCUCCCAAUAUCCUGAUGUCUGCUGCAGAAACCGUGUUUAUCUUGUAUUUACCAAGGGACGGGAAGGAGAGAAUCUAGCUUUCCGAAAUGACAGAUCUCGAUAAAAAAACUUUAGUGUGUGUGAGAGAGAGUGUAUGAGACAGUGAGUGUGUGAAGGACUGGAAUAAGCUGUACUCUCUUAACCGGUGAUCAUUUCUGUGGUCAAUCUUGGUUUUACAGAUUGUACUGGUGUUGCUCUGUGUGCUACCCUGUUGUUAUGCCUCAAGCUGCUCUCUGUACUGUUUGACUCAUGCAUGUGUUGAACUCCAAUAAAACAUACCAAGAUGGUGAUCUGUUACCA